Glycine soja is the source of this 2547-nucleotide messenger RNA. RefSeq names its product transcription factor bHLH62-like. Bases 380 to 2164 code for a protein of 594 amino acids. Gene Ontology annotation, cellular component: nucleus. Lineage: Eukaryota; Viridiplantae; Streptophyta; Magnoliopsida; Fabales; Fabaceae. Gene Ontology annotation, molecular function: protein dimerization activity; DNA-binding transcription factor activity. The record is from RefSeq and is a predicted model, not a curated record. Gene Ontology annotation, biological process: regulation of DNA-templated transcription. The transcript has 8 exons.
CCAUCUAUUCUCUUCCCCCCUUUCCCUUCUCUCAAUCUUUCCCAGCUUUUUUAUUUACCAGACACACUCACUACUUCCCUUUUCACACCCAACUAUCUCUCUCCCUCUCUCCUCAACUCCAACCCAAUCAACCCACUUCAUUAAUCACUCCAAUUGUUGUCCCACUUUGUCACAUUGCUACUACUACUCCUUUAACUCCUCUCCCUUGUUUCCUAAUAUAAUUCCCAAAAUCACAAUCAUUUUGCUUCAGGUUCCAGAGACAUAUACAUAAUAAACCUUAACAAACUCCCAAUUUUUUUCAGUUCUUUCUGUUAUUUUGUUUCCGGUGCAUAUCACUGCCACCACUGCCACCACCACCACCCCUUGAUCUGAACAAAAAAUGGAAAACCAGUUCUUUCUGAAUUCUGGGGUGUCACAAACACAGCACCACCACCCUCUUCACUUAGAAUCUUCACCACCAUCCAAUCCUUCUUCAGUGCCCUCUUGGCAAUCACUCUCACCACCAAACAUGGGGAUUCAACCAACAGUUAUGAAUUGUGCCUCUGAGCAAACACAACAAGAUUGCUUUUACAACUCCAAUUGGGACAAGUCAACAACAACAGAUCAAGGCCUUCACCACUUUGAUUCCUCAGCACUGAGUUCAAUGGUCUCAUCACCAGCAGCAUCAUCCAACCCCAACAACAACAUGUCCAAUGAGAAUUUCAUCAUCCGGGAAUUGAUGGGGAAAUUGGGAGCUAUUGGGAACUCUGAUGAGAUCCCACAACACUCUCCUCACCCUUUGGUUGUGGCAUCUUCUUACAUGAAUACUAAAGGCAAUAACAGCACCAACACUUCAUGCUACAGCACCCCUUUGAGCUCCCCUCCAAAGGUGAACAUUGUCAACAGCUUGGUGAAUUUGAGGUUGGCAAAUUUGGGAGGGGGAAAGUCAACAACAACGGUUUUGAAUUCCAGUGUGGCUGAAUUCUCAGCUGAUCCUGGCUUUGCUGAGAGGGCUGCAAAGUUUUCUUGCUUUGGCAGCAGGAGUUUCAAUGAUAGGAGUGUCCAAUUGAGGGUGAACAAUGCUGAAUUGGCUCAAAGAUCUGCACCAGCAAUGGAACAUGGUGGGAAGUUACCUAGAGUCUCAAGCAGUCCAUUGCUCAAAACACUUGGAUCUCAAAUGGGUGCCCAAGAGAACAAGAAUUCAGCAAUUCAUCAGGAGCAGGAGAAAAUGGAAGGGGCCAAUUCUCAAGAGGAAUCUACAAUUUCUGAGCAAACCCCAAAUGGGGAAAUUGGGGUGAAAACUUCCCAAGAUAUUAUGAAUUCCAGGAAAAGAAAAGCUUCUUCCAAAGGAAAAGCCAAAGAAACUUCAAACACUACUAAUCCUACCAAGGGUGUUGAAGGCAGUGAGUAUUCAAAUUCAAAGCGCAGCAAGCCAAAUGAGGGAAAUGAAAAUGGCCAAGUGAAGGUUGAGGAAGAGUCCAAAGCAGAGGAAGAGAAACAGAGCAAAAGUAACUCAAAACCUCCUGAGCCACCAAAAGAUUACAUUCACGUGAGAGCAAGAAGAGGCCAAGCCACUGACAGCCAUAGUCUAGCAGAACGUGUACGGAGGGAGAAAAUCAGUGAGAGGAUGAAGCUGCUCCAAGAUCUUGUACCAGGUUGCAAUAAGGUCACUGGCAAAGCACUUAUGCUAGAUGAAAUUAUAAAUUAUGUUCAGUCAUUGCAACGUCAAGUUGAGUUUCUGUCUAUGAAAUUGGCUUCUGUUAACACAAGGAUGGAUCUUAGUAUUGAGAGUCUUGUUACAAAAGAUGUAUUCCAAUCAAACAAUUCUUUGGCAACACACCCAAAUGCAAUAAUAUUCCCAUUAGGUUCCUCAGCACAAGCCUUUUAUGGGCACCAGCCUCAGCAAAACAACCCAGUUUUCCAUAAUAACAUACCUAACAGAACGGCGACCCACUGCUCAGUGGACCCAUUAGAUACUUCUUUGUGCCAAAAUCUUGCCAUGCAGUUAUCUCCGCUAGAUGUGUUUAAUGAAGGUGGCUCUCAGUUUCCAUUAGCAUUCUUAGAGGAUGAUCUCCACACCAUUGUUCAGAUGGGGUUUGGCCAAGCUGCUAACAGGAAAACACCAAUACAAUCCUCGAGUUUCAACGGUUCAAAUAAUGUACCACAGAUGAAAGUAGAGCUCUGAUCAACAAGGACUCACCUUUCAUUACGCCUGAAUUGAAGCCCAGAAGAUUAGGAAGACUACUGUAUACAACAACAGAAUAUUUAAUUCCAACAACCCCAUAAAAUAUUAUUAUUAAGCCAUUAUUACCAUUAGAUAUAUUCAAUAGGAGAACCCUUUUUUUUUUCUUUUACUUUUCUCAAUUUUUUACCUCCCUUCUCCCUUUUCUAUGAUUUCAGUUUCUUAUCUUAUGGGGCAUGUCUUUUUCAAAUUUUCUUUUUCCCCCUUACAAUUAUUCACUGUAAAAUCUUAGGACCGAUUCUGUAUUCUCUGGUGCAAAUUCUUAUUAUUAUUCUGGCACCAACUGUAUGAUAUAUGGCUAAUUAAACAAAGAUUUUCUACCAGCA